AUGCCACCGAACAAACCACCCCAUAAACGGCAGAAAUCAUCUAUAUUGAACCCAGGUGGAUUUCAUUUUGUGGAGGAUAAACAGGAUACACAACCACAGCUUCCUGCGUUUAACAUACCUGUUCAACAACAACCGCAACCUCAACCUUCAUCAUCGUCAUAUACUAAUCUAGAUCCAUCGUCCUUAAUCACUCAGGGUAGUUUCCCAACCCACACAAAUAGAUUAGAAGAACAAGACGUGUAUAAUUAUGCUUAUGAAUCACAACCUCUUCCUACAAAUGUUGGUUUUCGUCAGGGUCUGCAACAGCAACGUGGUCAAUAUUUAUAUAAUCAAGAGUUUCAAGGGCAUGUAGUGGGACAAACACUAGCACAGGCGCAGGCACAGACACAGGCACAGACACGGGAGCAAGCACAAGCACAACCUCAAGGAUCUUCUAGCAGACGUGUUGCUUCUACUGGAUAUGAUAGACAUAUUGAGCACCCACUAGCGUCUCCACCUGCUCCACCAUCUGCAACAUCUACAAGUUUCAACUAUCAACAGGGUGGUCCAUAUCAAAGUUCACCAAAUCAGCCAACGUACUACCACCAACAGCAACGACAACAACAACGACAACAACAACAACAACAACGGCAAGUACGAUCUAUACCAAACCCCUCACAGCAACCUUACUACACUGAUACCAACUAUCAACGUCCGUAUCAACAAAGUUCUUCUCAAAACCCAUUAAUUGGCGGAUCUUUUGCAUUCAACCCAGCAUUAUCACAACUUUCGCCAGCAUAUCCUACAAUUGAUACCAAUUAUUCCAACCCACAACAACAAGCAUCAUACAAUAUUAAUCCGGCCACUGGUGGCAAUAAGCAAUAUCCUCCUCAACAACCUAUAUUCUCGGGUGGAUCACUUCAGCCUUCAAUACAAGCUUCUUCCAUUACAUCUGGUCCACCAUCGAUACCUGCAUCAGUGGUGACAACUGCACCUACCCCGGUACCAGUACCAAUUGCAGCUGCGACUGCACAAGCUGCUGCACCGAGACAUCAAAAGAAUGCUUUAUCCAUUUCUUCACAUUUGACUUCGAUUUCUUUAGGGAGUGGUGGUGAUGCACAAGAAAACAUACCCACUAGUGAUCACCCUCGCAGAUUUCAUCGUAAUAACAAUUCAUUACUCGAUGAUCUCCUCCUGGGCUUGUUUACCGUUGAUGGAAACAACAUGGGUUCUUAUCUACAUUCGAUGAUCUGCAAAAUUAAUACUCAGUUCCCCUUGGAUGAUUUUUACAAUUUACUUUACAACAAUGACCGUCAAAUUCUGCUCAAUGCUGCAAAUUUCAAUUACAAUCAAAAAAUCGACAAGACUCCAAUUGCUUUACACUCUCAUGAUUCAGCCGCAUCUAUAAUGAAUCAAGUAUUGGAAGUUUUUAAAAACCCAGCUAUUUUAGUUGAUUUUAUCCCUAACCAUGACGAUGAUGACGGUUCAAAUAAACUAUUUUCUAUAAAUUAUCAUGAAUUGUUACGUACGUUUCUUGCCAUUAAGAUUUUGAAUGAUAUGAUGAUUGAGGUACCACUGAAUAUGGCUGAAGACCCCCUGACUUAUUCCAUACCACGUCUAUCUAUAUUCAAAACUUAUUUCAUCAUCUGUCAAAAGUUAAUUACAAGGUAUCCUAGUUCAUCAAACACGGCAAAUGAACAACAGAAAUUAAUACUUGGACAGUCAAAAUUGGGUAAAUUGAUCAAGAUGGUGUAUCCAAAUUUACCGAUCAAAAGAUUAGGCAGUAGGGGUGAGUCAAGGUAUCAUUAUCUUGGUGUGGUUUGGAAUGAACACAUUAUUGAUAAUAACAUCAAACAAUUGUGUGAUCAGCAUGAUUUGACCAAAUUGAACGAAAUGUUUAGUGAGGGUAAUGUUGAACUGAAUGAAUUGUUGUUUGCUGAAGGUUUGCCAACUGAUGCUCAUUCCCAAAUUAGAGCGAUUUCGACGGGAGUGACAACAAGAAGACAAGGUAGGAAACGAAGCCGUUCAAGUGCUAAAGAGAAGCAGAUGGUGGGAUCCAGAGGCAGCGAUGCUCACAGUUCCCAAACAGUAUCGCCUCCACAAAUGUCUUUCGUUAAAAUGGAUUUGAUGUUCCCCUUAGAGUCUAAUUUCACUGUUCUCAGUGACGAAGGUCGAGAGAAUUGGUUUACAAAGUUGUUGACUGAUAUUUAUUCAAAGGCACUUGUAAUUGAUCGAAACUUGAUCAAGUUUAUCUUGCUAACCAAUUCAAACUUGACUGAAAAAUCAAACUUGUUGAACAGUUUACUAAAAUCAGUUUUCAAUCCAUUAGUGAUACAAGAACAAACCAUCAUCAACCUAGAUUUGCAUCUAUACGCCAUCAUCAUACUUGAAGUGUUGCCAUAUUUGCUCCUAAUUAAAUCAUCGGCUGAUAUCAAUAUGGUGACGAAUUUACGUCUAAACCUCCUACACUUGAUCAAUAAUAUACCGCAAGAGAUAUUAAAAUUGAAUUCAUCAUUAUUUCCGUUGGAAAAUGUCUCCAAGUUCUUAAACUUGGUUAAAAAAUUGAUCAAUUUGAAUGAUUUGUUAAUUACAUUUAUCAAAUUGUUGAAUAAACAAGAACUCAAUUCAAUGAUGGCUAGGGACAUAGAGAAUUUUCUUGAUGUGAAAUCUACUGAUUUUUCAGUACAAGAAGGAGAUGAUUACUUAGGCAAUCUAAUGAGUGGUGUUGGUGGUGAUGGUGCAAGUUCAUUAACGAAUGUUGGUGAUGGAAGAUUUAAUUUCAAAAAUGAUAUUUUAUCUAAUGAUUUGAUUCAAACUUUGGUUGGAUUUCGAUAUGAUCCCAAUACGGCAUCGGAUUUGAAACGAUUGAUUUCGGUCAAUUCUAUAAACGAAGAAGUUGCGCUACUUGAUGAAUUUUUCAAGAUAGAUUUAUUAAAGUUCUUGACUGGUGAGUAUGGGGAAAAGACUCAGCCAUUGGAGUCUUCUUCAUUACUUCGUGCUCAAGAAGUGGGAACAAUUGUAGGAGAACUGGUGCCAUCAGCGCCGCUCCAAUCGUCAACACAACCAUUGCAGAAUGUUGCACAAUUAGUCACACCAAUUGGACAACCUAUUGAUGCAAAGGAACCACCGUCAUCAUCAAACACAAACACCGUGUUGAACCCCCAUGAAUUGACAAAAUUGAAGUCAUUACUAGCAUUAAUUGAUACAAAAUCGUUAUCACAGCAUAUUAAAUCAAAGUACCCCAUUCAAUUGUAUAAUAAUUUCAUUACUUUUAUUUUGAAUGAUAUAUUGAAGCAUAUUUUCUUGAAACAACAACAGCAGCAACAGCAACGAAGUCAAGUGGAGUCCAUGGAAGAAGGAAGUAGUAGUACCCAAAAUAGGGUCAGUCUAAACCCCAAUUCAAGUGAAAAUAGUUUUGGUAGUUGGUGGGUUUUCAACUCAAUUAUUCAGGAAUAUUUGAGUUUAUUGGGAGAGAUUGUGGGACUAAAGGAUUUAAUUUUAAAAUAG
Messenger RNA from Lodderomyces orthopsilosis Co 90-125, 3486 nucleotides. It is a transcript of the gene RFX2, whose product is annotated as Rfx2p. Gene Ontology annotation, molecular function: DNA binding. The record is from RefSeq and is a predicted model, not a curated record. The transcript has a single exon. Bases 1 to 3486 code for a protein of 1161 amino acids. Gene Ontology annotation, biological process: regulation of DNA-templated transcription. NCBI's taxonomy places the organism in Eukaryota, Fungi, Ascomycota, Pichiomycetes, Serinales, Debaryomycetaceae.